Molecule: messenger RNA, 1476 nt
Organism: Stylonychia lemnae
Lineage: Eukaryota; Ciliophora; Spirotrichea; Sporadotrichida; Oxytrichidae
Source: the annotation of a GenBank genome assembly
AUGUUUGUUAUAACUAAUGAGUCAUUCUUCCUUUUAAGGAAAAAUAGUUUUAAUGAACAGAUUGUACUUAGAAGAAGAAGCUUGUUUCGCAAUACUGUUUUGCAUUACCUUAAAGCAGCAUAUCUUAGAUGGGCACCUAAAAAUGUGCCAGUAUUUGGAAUCAAUUAGAGUUUAAUAAAUUCAGUUUUGACAUUGAAAGAAGAUUUCAUAAAUGGAGAGCUAAAGCAAUUGCCUGAUUCAACUGUGAGAUUUGCCAAAUAUAUUAAAAAUGAUAAUUAUAUCUAGUUGAUACUUGCUUCAGAGGACUUGCCAAUCGAUAAUUUCAAUCCGAAAUCUUUAUUAGAUGAUAUUAUCAAUCAAGAAAGUUCAGAGAUAUGGGGUGAAGCUCAUAGUUUUCAAUUAUUGUACGCUAGGGAUGCAAACCACAAAGACAGCAAACUCACUGAUUUUGAAGUUAAAAAUUUAAUAGGCAAAGGAAGUAUUUCAAAUGUUUACCUAUUAAGAAGAAAGUCAGAUGGCCAGCCAUUUGCAAUGAAAUGCAUAUAGAAAGAUGUUGUGCUUGAGGAAGAUCUCUAUUCUAGCACAAAACUAGAGAAGGAUUUACUUAUAAGAGUAUAAUUAUUAUUCAUAAAUCUAGCAAUAUAGAUAAAAAGUCCAUUCUUUGUGAACCUUCAUUAUGCUUUUAUUUCAUAGACUAAAAUUCUGUUCAUAAUGAAUUUUGUAAGAGGAGGAGAUCUUUUAAUGCACUUACUCAACAUGGGAACUUUUACUGAAUAAAUGACUAAGUUUAUGAUUGCUCAAUUGGCUCUAGCUCUUGGAUAUUUACAUAGCAAUGGUGUAUUAUACAGAGAUUUGAAACUUGAAAACAUUCUUAUUAACCAUGAUGGUAAUUUUGCAUAAUCUAAUAUUUAUUAAGGUUAUGUUUCAUUGGUUGAUUUCGGAAUUUCAAAGAAACUAGAAAAAAAAGAAAGAACAUUUUCAAUUAGAGGAACACCAGAGUACAUGGCUCCCGAGAUUUUAAGCAAGGGAGGGCAUUCGUUUCCUGUAGAUUGGUGGGCUCUUGGAACACUCGCAUAUGAAAUGGUAAUUGGACAAGCCCCCUUUUAUGAGGAUGAUCAAUCCUUAAUGUUUAGAAAAAUCAUGAGAUAAAAUGUACGAUUCCCUAAGGAUAUGGAUCUAAGUAUUGAGUACAAAGAUUUUAUCUACAGAUUAUUACACAAAGACCCAGCACAAAGAUUAGGGAAUAAUGGGUUCGAAGAAGUUAUCUAGCAUCCAUUCUUUUAAGAUAUUGACUUUGAAUAACUAGAGUUAAAAACAUUGAAAGCUCCAUAUAUACCUGAACUUACUGAAGAUCCUUUUGAUGUAUCAAACUUUGAAUAAGAACUUACUUAGAGAACUACAUUCUAGGAUGGACAUCUAUCAAUAGCUAAAGCUUCUAAAUUAAUGCAAAGACAAAGUGCAUUCAAGAAUUUUUGA